Messenger RNA from Zygotorulaspora mrakii, 390 nucleotides. It is a transcript of the gene MRP17, whose product is annotated as mitochondrial 37S ribosomal protein bS6m. Gene Ontology annotation, molecular function: structural constituent of ribosome; small ribosomal subunit rRNA binding. Bases 1 to 390 code for a protein of 129 amino acids. Gene Ontology annotation, biological process: translation. Gene Ontology annotation, cellular component: mitochondrial small ribosomal subunit; ribosome. The record is from RefSeq and is a predicted model, not a curated record. Lineage: Eukaryota; Fungi; Ascomycota; Saccharomycetes; Saccharomycetales; Saccharomycetaceae. The transcript has a single exon.
AUGCUGUAUGAACUUGUAAGUAUUGUGCGUGUGGUUAACCCUACAAGCGCUAAUAAGGAGGCUAAGGAACUCGCUACAACAAUUGGUAAAUUAGUCAUUCAAAAUAGAGGUGUUGUCAGAAGAAUCUUACCAAUGGGUAAUAAACUACUACCGAGAAUAUUAAAAAAAGAUCAAGAGCAACAUUUUCAAGGAUUUCACUUCUUAAUGCUCUUUGAUUCAUCAGCUGCAGUUCAAAGUGAGAUUUUAAGGACUUUGAAGAACGAUCCUCGUGUCAUUAGAUCAUCUAUUGUUAAGGUAAAGACUAAUAAACAGCUAGAUAUUGCUUCAUCGGUGGAAAAAUCUUCAGGUUAUAAUUCAAUUUUGGAAAAAGUAAGUAAAGAUUUCAUUUAG